Molecule: messenger RNA, 1989 nt
Organism: Podospora pseudopauciseta
Lineage: Eukaryota; Fungi; Ascomycota; Sordariomycetes; Sordariales; Podosporaceae
Exons: 4
Coding region: 1-1989 (662 amino acids)
Biological process (GO): mRNA splicing, via spliceosome; regulation of alternative mRNA splicing, via spliceosome
Cellular component (GO): nucleoplasm
Molecular function (GO): N6-methyladenosine-containing RNA reader activity; mRNA binding
Source: RefSeq, a predicted model, not a curated record
AUGGGAGAUACACCACUCCAGCACGGCGCUCCAACAGAGUUCCUCGGACAAGACGCCCCUCCGGGAACGCUUUCGGUCUCAUCCUCAAGUCUCGGGCCGGGUCACAUCGCUGCUGAGCAUCCGUCCGUGUACCCCUCAACACGCCCUCAACAGCAGCCAGACGCCGGAUCGCAACAUGCCUUUGCAAUUCAACUCGAAAUGACGCAUCAACAAAGAACCGGGGGCUUCGAUAUGAGCAGCAUGGCCAACGCCCUGCCCCAGCAAGCAUACCGACCGGGCUCUUACGGACAAAGCCCACAGAGAUAUAACGCGCCUGGAAUAUCAUCCUCCGGAACGGCGCCUCAAAUCCCUGUCUCUCAAUAUGGGGCACCGAACGUUAUGGGACCCGCCGCCCUUUCUCCUCAGUAUUACAUACCACAACCGCAUAUGGCGGCGCAGUACUACCCGACUCCCCUACCCCCCCAGCAGCCAGCGGGUGCUAACAUGCCACCUCGGGGAGAUGUGAACUACUAUGGUAGCCAUGUUGUGAACCAACAACAUCACCCAGGCGCACACUACUAUUACCCGCCGACCGCACACUUUUCUGGGCAGUCGCCGCAUGUAGCAACACAGCUCAUGCUUGGACAGUAUGCGCAAUCGAAUCUGCACCACCUCGAUGCUGGUGCGCAACACCCGCAUCUCAACAAUCAAGGGGUUCCUAUCCAUUCCCCGGCCCAUCAUGGAACGCCCUCGACAGAAAGCCGUCAAAAUAAUGUUGUUCGCGGUCCUCCCCGAAAGCCGCGCCAGAGUGGCCACGCUAUAUGGAUCGGCAACCUACCUCCUCAGACAGAGCUCAUGAGUUUGGUUCAUCACGUCUGCAAGGAAGCUGAUGGACUGGAGUCACUGUUCCUCAUCUCGAAAAGUAACUGCGCGUUCGCGAACUUCAAGGACGAGCAGUCAUGUAUCGCGGCGCAACGAAAACUCCACGACUCAAAAUUCAUGACUGUCAGACUGGUCAGCCGGUUGCGAAAAAGCACGGUAGAAGGACCUGCCGGUAUCACGGCACCGACAGGACCGGCUAUCUCGUCCACGCCGACGGUAACAGCGGCUCAGGAACAAGCUACUACUAUUGGACCCGAUUCGGAUGAAACAAAAACUCCCGCUUUUUCGACGCCGGCGGCCGCUGCCGAUUCGAGUGUAACAAGCCCCAAGUUGGAAAGUGGUUCUUCUCAGAAGGACAGGUUCUUUGUUCUCAAGAGUCUGACGGUGGAGGACUUGGAGCUGAGUGUCAGAACGAAUAUAUGGGCGACUCAGUCGCAUAACGAAGAGGCCCUCAAUAAUGCCUUUAAAGACUCGGACAACGUCUAUCUCGUGUUCUCUGCAAACAAAUCUGGCGAAUACUUUGGCUACGCCCGCAUGACAUCUCCCAUCAACGACGACCCCGCAGCAGCGAUAGAAUUUGCACCCAAGGCACAGUCCUCGGCUGAUGUUGACCUUCCCAAGGCCAUAGCCACCGAAGCCACCGAAUUCGCGCCCAAGGGCCGGAUUAUCGAUGACUCUGCCCGCGGCACCAUUUUUUGGGAGGCAGACCGCGGAGACCAGACGCCUGAUGGCGGGCAAGAUGAGGAAUCCGGUGGGUCGGUCGGUGGGGACAAUGGAAGUGUCCAAGGUGUUGGUCAAGAGAAUGGGGUUGGUGCUGAGUCUAAAGCAUGGGGCAAGCCGUUCCAUCUGGAGUGGCUGUCAACGGCGAGGCUUCCGUUUUAUAAGACUAGGGGACUUAGGAAUCCCUGGAACUCCAACAGGGAGGUGAAGAUUGCUAGAGACGGAACAGAGCUGGAGCCCUCAGUUGGAAGGAGGCUGAUUGGGUUGUUCAACAGGAUACAGAGUCCGGCCAUGCCUAUCAUUCCAGGAAUGGGACCAGGGCCAGUGCCUGUGCAUGUCCCUGUGUCAACGGCCGGAAUCCCGCUGGCAGCCGGGGGCUACUCCAUGCCGAGUGUGUUGAUGAGGUGA